Messenger RNA from Poecilia reticulata (guppy), 1531 nucleotides. RefSeq names its product G kinase anchoring protein 1 (gene gkap1). The record is from RefSeq and is a predicted model, not a curated record. NCBI's taxonomy places the organism in Eukaryota, Metazoa, Chordata, Actinopteri, Cyprinodontiformes, Poeciliidae. Gene Ontology annotation, biological process: signal transduction. Gene Ontology annotation, cellular component: Golgi apparatus.
UUCGUACAUAUUUACAAUGUUAUUGUUACAACAUGUUAUUUCUUUAAUUUUUAGCAUUUUUAAUCACUCAAUAUCUAAAGAAACACUAAGAUUUUAAGAUCGCAGCGGAGGAGGCCAGCACCAGUUGAAAUGUAUUUUCGUGCUGUUUAGAACCACCGGGCUUCCGUACCGAGUUAGACAAUCGCUAGUAGCACAACCAACCGCAGCUCAGUUCCUUCAAGACGUAGAAAGAAGUACUUUUACUCAACUUCUCUUGCCACCGUUGUCUCUGCAGCACAGCUCUUUUCCCGUUACGUGAUGGCAUCGUCUGCAAUGAUCACUGUCCCCACCACCGCCUCCCGGUUCGCCCUGCUCCAGAUUGACUCAGAUUCGGACUCGGAAACCUCCGAGCCGGGGAAGUCCAACACCAAACGCGGGAGGGAUUCCUCCGGGAAGUCCAGACAGGGGAAAUCAGGAGCAACAACGGGAUCAGGGGGUAAAGGUGCUCAGGGUAGCGAGAAGAAGAAAGAUAAGAAAAAGAAGAAGAAGGAGCAGCAGCAGAGUGAGGCGAACGAGCUGCGUAAUCUGGCCUUCAAGAAGAUUCCCCAGAAGUCCUGUGCCCCUCCGCCCUGCAUGACGCUGUCAGGAAUAGCCAGCGAGCUCCUGAGCCCGGCGUCAGUGGACCACAGCUUACCUUCAGAGGGCUGGCAACAGUGGAAACAGAGAGACGAACAGAUAACCACAGAGCUGUAUGAGGCAGAUUUGGAAAAGGCCCUGAUUCUAAGUAAACUGGAGUAUGAACAACAUAAACAGAGCAACACAAACGUAGCUUCGCCAAAGUCACGAGGAGGAAAAGAGGGCGGCGGGAAGAAGGACAAAAAGAAAAAUCAGCAGGCGAAAGACAAAAAGACGGUUUCUCUGCAGGACUUCCAGGCUGAAGGCUCUGCUGAGCAAUUAAGUAGAAAACAAGAGGAAACCAAAGGGACAAAUGUAGCGCCAGGAAUCGGACAGGAGGAGCGUUUUUUUAACAAAGUAGAAGAUGAUGUGAGUCGGAUUAUCCAGAGGGAGAAAAGACUUGAGCAGUUUGUGAACAGCCCGGGUCAAGAAGUCAACACACCCACAGAACACGAACCGGAUCCCCGGGCAGAACAGCUGAAAUAUGAGCUGGAGAAAAAGGACCAGGAGAUUAAGAAACUGAAGAAGACCAUCUCAGAGUGGGAGGGAAAAUACAAAGAGGUGAAAGCAAGGAAUUCCCAACUUCUUAAGAUGCUCCAACAGGGGGAGAUGAAAGACAAAGCAGAGAUUCUUCUGCAGGUAGAAGAACUGUUGCACAUCAAAGAAGAACUGUCCUCACAGGUAACAUUAUUACAUGCUGCUCUUGAACAAGAAAGAUCAAAAGUUAAAGGGCUCCAAUCAGAGCAACCCAAACAUCAGGGAAACAAGAAAGGGAAGAAAGGCUCUGAAGUGGAUCAAUGAAGAUUUCUGAAGGAGGAAGAAAAAAUGAACAGAAAGAAGAAAAAUUAACAAAUUAAAAAUUAAGCGCUACUGAUUA